This is a messenger RNA of Pneumocystis carinii B80, 1628 nucleotides long. RefSeq lists its product as hypothetical. The transcript has 4 exons. Gene Ontology annotation, cellular component: SAGA complex. Gene Ontology annotation, biological process: regulation of transcription by RNA polymerase II. Lineage: Eukaryota; Fungi; Ascomycota; Pneumocystomycetes; Pneumocystales; Pneumocystaceae. The record is from RefSeq and is a predicted model, not a curated record. Gene Ontology annotation, molecular function: transcription coactivator activity. Bases 47 to 1582 code for a protein of 511 amino acids.
CGUUUUAUAGCGCUUUGCGCUGAUAUACAACUUGAAAGUUGUUAUUAUGGGUUUAUUAGAUGAUGAAUUAGCCCAUGGUAAAUUAUCAGAAGAUCGAUCACUAUUUAGUAUAUAUCUUAAUAGCAACUGUUCUAGCAACAAUAGUCAGAGCAGUGAUAUUCCUAAUAUUAAGCAGUUAUGUGGAUUAGGAGAAAGUAUUAAAGAACUUUUGGUAAAAAUUCAAAAAAAACAGAAUACUUUGCAACGAAAUUUCCAAGAUUUGCAAACAAAAUAUAAAAAAUGGCUUUUAUAUGAAUCAGAAAUUAAUAAAAAGACUAACCAAGGCGAGAUUUCUAUUAUUGAAUCUAAAAAAAGUUCCUCAAAUGAACAAGAUAAUGUAUUCCAAACAUCUCAAUUGUCAAAUGAAUAUAUUAGAGAAGAAACAGAACUUGAACAAAAAAAAUUAUUGGAGCAAAGUCCUCCUGAAUUUUUUAAAAAUAUUCAGAUGCCUCAAGAAUCACUUAGCACGGUUUUUUCUAAUAAAGAAUAUUUUUAUGAUGAAAUCUUAAAAAUUUCGGACCCUCAAAAGCUUAAACAAUUUUUAGGAGUUUCAUAUUUUCCUACAGUUGAUCUUUCUGAUAAGCUUCCUGGUGAACCUGUUAAUGAGGAUUUCUCUAAAGUUAAAGCGCCUAUACAAAUAUCUAUAUCUACUUAUUAUGCAUAUCUUGAUUCUUUUUAUCGUCCUUUUUCUGAAGAGGACCUUUUAUUUUUAAAAGACGAGGAAGAAGAGCUAGCAACAUAUAUGAUUCCUCCAUUAGGCAUAUUUUCCGAAAAUAGUUGGGCUUCAGAAGAUUUAGCUGGUAUGAUUUCUUCUAAUUUCUCUCUUUCUUCUAUUCCAUAUGGAUCACCAGAUCAACUAACGGAUGAACAUUUAUUUACUGAGGAAAUAUCAUGUGGUCCGCUAUUAGAAAGACUUUUGAGUGGAAUGUUAAAAGAGGAUGCUUUAGAUGAUGAGCAAAAAAUGGAAGAGGAUGAAAAAGAUACAGACUUGUAUAAUUCUUGUUGGAAAAUUCCUAGUAUUAAAGUAGAUUAUCAUAAUUUCGAAGAAAGAUUAAAAAAAGAGCUUAAAUAUAUAGGUAUAUUGGGUGAUGAUGAUAUCAAUUGGAAUAAUCGGGAAGAUGAUGAAAUAUCGUCAAAUUUACGAUCUUUACAAUCUCAAUUGAGACAUCAAUGUGCAAUCAAUUCAGCAAGAAAGAGUAAAUUAAGAGAAUUGGUAAAAGAACAUCUCGCAUACCAGGAAUAUUCUAUCGUUUUAAAUGAUCUUAACAAACAAGUUGAACAAGCCUUUUUAAAAAGAUCUAGAAGUAUUGAAGCAAAAAAGAAAAGGGUAAUAGGAAGUAUAGGUUCUUCUGACAUUGGUGCUGGAAGAAUAGGAUUAAGCAACCAUAUACAAGCUUUAUUAGAACGAAGAAAAAAAUGGGUUGAAAAAGUAGGAUCAAUAUUUACACCUAUCGAAAAAUAUACACGAUUACCUAUGAGUACAAUUUAUGAUGAUUUAGAUAAUAUAAAAACAGAUGAAAACAUAAUUGAGGGUGACAUAUAGUUUGUUUAUUGAAUGUAUUUUAGUACAGAUUAAAUAAAACAUUAGU